Aspergillus costaricaensis CBS 115574 is the source of this 390-nucleotide messenger RNA. Its product is annotated as ankyrin repeat protein. Bases 27 to 380 code for a protein of 117 amino acids. The transcript has a single exon. The record is from RefSeq and is a predicted model, not a curated record. NCBI's taxonomy places the organism in Eukaryota, Fungi, Ascomycota, Eurotiomycetes, Eurotiales, Aspergillaceae.
UUAUCACGUCCGUCUUCGCGAUCAACAUGGCCGAGUUUGAAGGGGCAAACGAGCUACAUCUACCAUAUGUGGCCAAGUACACGUUUGGCAUUGGCUUUGCCAUCUCUAUCCCCUUGAUCUUGGUUGCGCUGUCUGUUGAUGACAUUGGAGACGUCUGUCAGGAAGGCAUCCGGCGAAUGCGCCGAUGGAUGUCGCAGAAACGAGCUGCUGCAUCCCCUGCUGGUAUGCAGGAUAAUAAUAGACCGACGGCGUUUGAGAUCGAGAAGAUUCUUAGCGCUCGUCGGUCUCGGAAGAGUGUUGAGAUGGACACGGACUUUGCGGGCAGCCUGCUUCCUGUGUCGACACGAGGGACUACUCGGACUGUGCUGUCCCGUGGAUGAUUGAGUUGAU